AUGGACAGUCCUACAAGAAUGUUCUUGUUCAUGCUCGCGUGCAUGGCAAUCCUGUUCAACUACAACGCAGCGACAAAGGUUGGCUUGAACUACGGUCUCCUCGGAGACAACCUCCCAGCUCCACCCGAAGUUAUCAACCUCUACAAGUCCUUAAACAUUGCCAAUAUUCGGAUUUUCGACACGAACACAGAUGUCCUUAAUGCCUUCCGCGGAAACCGCGAUAUUGGAGUCAUUGUAGGCGUUAAGAACCAAGACUUAGCGGCUCUUGCGACCAGCGAAGACGCAGUUAACACUUGGUUCGUGACUAACAUUGAGCCUUACUUAGCUGAUGUCAACAUAACAUUCAUUACUGUUGGGAACGAAAUCAUCCCGGGAGAAAUCGGUUUUCACGUGCUAGCCGUCAUGAAAUCUCUCACCAACCUCGUCAAGUCGAGGAGUCUCCCAAUCUUGAUCAGCACCACGGUUGCUAUGAUCAACCUUGGCCAGUCCUAUCCACCUUCCGCCGGAGAUUUCACACCCGAAGCACGUGCACAACUCGUUCCCGUGUUGAAAUUCUUGUCUCAGACAAAUACGCCUAUUCUCGUAAACAUAUACCCUUACUUCGCCUACACGGCUGAUCCUGUCAACAUUCGUCUUGAUUAUGCCACCUUGGACACCGACGCGGUCGUGGUCCAAGACGGGCCAUUGAGUUAUUCAAACAUGUUCGAUGUGAUAUUUGACGCGUUUGUGUGGGCAAUGGAGAAAGAGGGAUUAAAAGAUUUACCCAUGGUGGUGGGAGAAACAGGAUGGCCUUCCGCGGGUAACGGGAACUUAACAACGCCGAAGAUCGCGUCAAUAUACAAUGGAAAUUUUGUCAAACAUGUGGAAAGCGGUAAAGGGACACCGAAGAGGCCAAACAAUAGCAUCCAUGGGUUUUUGUUUGCAACGUUCAAUGAGAAUCAGAAGCCAGCCGGGACAGAACAGAACUUUGGGUUGUACUAUCCUACUGAUAUGAAACCUGUCUACAAGUUGUUUUGA
Messenger RNA from Arabis nemorensis, 1017 nucleotides. The record is from the annotation of a GenBank genome assembly. NCBI's taxonomy places the organism in Eukaryota, Viridiplantae, Streptophyta, Magnoliopsida, Brassicales, Brassicaceae.